This is a messenger RNA of Eublepharis macularius, 5284 nucleotides long. It is a transcript of the gene ZBTB7A, whose product is annotated as zinc finger and BTB domain containing 7A. The record is from RefSeq and is a predicted model, not a curated record. Bases 120 to 1754 code for a protein of 544 amino acids. NCBI's taxonomy places the organism in Eukaryota, Metazoa, Chordata, Lepidosauria, Squamata, Eublepharidae. Gene Ontology annotation, biological process: regulation of transcription by RNA polymerase II. Gene Ontology annotation, molecular function: RNA polymerase II cis-regulatory region sequence-specific DNA binding; protein binding; DNA-binding transcription factor activity, RNA polymerase II-specific. The transcript is spliced from 3 exons.
GGAGGAAGGACUUGGAAGAGCAGCUCAGGAAUUGACUCCAAACUCCAGGCGGCCCCCCCUCCUCCUCUUCCUCCUCCUGGCCCCACACCCUCAGGACCAACAAGCCCUCUGGUGUCGGCAUGGAGGGUGGUGUGGAUGGCCCCAUCGGGAUUCCUUUUCCCGACCACAGCAGCGACAUCUUGAGCAGCCUGAACGAGCAGAGGAACCACGGCCUGCUCUGUGAUGUGAUGAUUGUGGUGGAUGGGCAGGAGUUCCCCACUCACCGCUCCGUCUUGGCGGCCUGCAGCAAGUACUUCAAGAAGCUCUUCACCUCAGGGCUAGUGGUAGACCAGCAGAACGUGUACGAGAUAGACUUUGUGAGCGUGGACGCCAUGUCUGCGCUGCUGGAGUUUGCCUACACCGCCACCCUUACCGUCAGCACUUCGAACGUCAGCGAGAUCCUCAACGCCGCCAAGCUGCUAGAGAUCCAGGCGGUAAGGGAGGUUUGCACAGAUCUCCUGGACAGGAAGAUUCUGGCCAAAAAUGACCAGAUGGAUACAGUAGAUCAAAUUGAUCAAAGGAACCAUCUCAGAGCGAAAGAGUACCUGGAAUUCUUCCAGAGCAACCCCAUCAAUGGCCAACAGGGCAGCUUUCAAUGGACCAACCAAGACCUGAGGCUCAACUUCCGUGGCCCAGAGGAGGAAGAGGAGCCAGAUUGCAAUGGCGUGGACUUCUACUCGCAGGCUGCCCUCAACGAAAGACCAAAGGCGAACGACUGUGACCCCGACAGCAACCAUGCCAUGUGGUUGGAUCAGGAGGAAGAAGAGGCCCAGGGACCUUUGUUCCCACCCUCCCAAAAUGGACAAUUUGGUGGGCGCAAACUGCCGGCAGCAGCCGGGGAGGAUGAAACGUCGGCAGCCGCUCAGCUGGACCAGGAGGUCGGGGGCUCCCCUGCCUUUGUUCCCGGGGGAGGGGAGGGGGAGGAUGCGGAGGCCAGGGAAAUGGAUGGCCUGGCCGCCAGCGCCCUCCUGCAACAGAUGAUCAAUUCCGUGGGGCGGCAGCAGCUGGCCGAUGAGGACCGCAAGGAUGACGAUGGCGUCAUGGAUUAUUACUUGAAAUAUUUUAGCACUUCCCAAGAGGGCGAGGUCUAUCCGUCCUGGUCCCAGAAGGUGGAGAAGAAGAUCCGAGCAAAAGCAUUCCAGAAGUGCCCCAUUUGUGAGAAGGUGAUCCAGGGGGCUGGCAAACUCCCACGCCACAUCCGAACCCACACAGGCGAGAAGCCCUAUGAAUGUAACAUUUGCAAAGUUCGGUUUACAAGGCAGGACAAGCUGAAGGUCCAUAUGAGGAAACAUACCGGUGAGAAGCCCUACCUGUGCCAGCAGUGUGGGGCAGCUUUUGCCCACAACUACGACCUGAAGAACCACAUGCGCGUCCACACAGGUCUGCGUCCCUACCAGUGCGACAGCUGUUUCAAGACUUUUGUCCGAUCCGACCACUUGCACCGACACCUUAAAAAAGAUGGCUGCAACGGCAUCCCUUCCAGAAGGGGGCGCAAACCCCGGGUGAGAGAAGUGGGCGGCGUGCCCACCCUGGCCGCUAACCCCGACGAUGGAAGCUUUGCGGGCGGUGAUGAGGCACAAGAAUCGCAGGACGCCACCGCGCCGCAGGACGGCCCGGGACAGCACCUUGAAGAUAGCUCUAACGUCGAAGCGGCAUCAGGAAGUUUGAAUGUAGUGGGGGGGUUGUCUGAGGGUAACACGCAAGAACUCUCCUAAACCAAAAAAAAAAAAAAACAUACCAACCCGUGUCACAAAAUCUAGUUAUACUUUUCCUCCAAUGCUCCUUGAAAGAUAUGGUUUCCUUGCCCUUCUGUGGGAAAAAAGUAGCCUUAUAGAUUGAUGAUAUAUCUCUGUUUUGUGAUCUUCCCGUAAUAACCAGUUACUCUAACCUCUUAUAGCCACGGAUUAAUUUUAAACUUUUUUUUUGCCCCUUGAAAAGAGAUUGGGGGGAGGGGGUCAGAUGUGUAUUAAAGUAUGACAUGAAGCUUCCAGAGUUUAGUUUGUUAAAAUAACACACACGUGUGUGUAUAUAUAUAUAUAUAUAUAUAAUAUAUUAUAUUGGAGAUUUUAUCUAUUUUAGCUAGUAGAAUGUUCUUGAGGACAAAAAAGCAGGGAGGACAGUGUGCUUGGAAGUCCUUGGAAAUAUUUUUUUUCUCUUGGCCAAUGCAGCGUCCUUCCCCUUCUCCGCCCCCUUCCCUGUCCUCUCCCCCACCCCCCAGCCCGAAGUGCUCAUUUCCUGAGAAUGUCCCAGGAGAAUGGACUUGCAGCCUCCUUUGAUCCAGGUGGAUUUGUUCUCUUUGAGAUUCCAAGUUGUCCCUUUAGCUGUUUGCAUGCAAAUCACUCUUCUCCUUUUUUAGGCCUUACCUGUCUUAGAAGAAGGGGAGACAAUACCUCCCAGAAUUUCAAAAUCUCGAUUACAGCUGAGCCCAGUUCAUUCAACCCCGUCAGCCAUAGGAUCUCUACGUUAACUGUAAACCAUGCUUUUGUGUCAGUAGCUUCUGUUAUGGACGCCCUGCCAUUUUUUCUGUCAUCUGUGCAUGUGAAGAGUAGGCCCAGAAGGACUCAAUAGGAGCCUGAGGUGCAGAGGCUGUAUGUUCAGUGUGUAGGGGUGGGGGGAGGGAGGAUUGCCAAUGUGUCAUGGUUUUGCUGCCAGCCUCCUGUGCUUCUUGGGUAACCUCCCUCAGCAACAGGGAGGGUUGGCCCAUGUGGUUGCGCCACGUACAGUGGGUGCACCUUUUGGGUUUCUUUCAAAAUAUGCUUGGGAGGCCCCGUUGGAGGAUAUAUUGGUUCAGUAAGGCCUGAGAGGGUGAUGGUGACCAAUUGGUGACCCAAUGAAGAAUUGGUGGAAUGCAGUGCCAACCUGUUGUUGGCAGAGCUCCAACCUUCAAACCAUUUCCUUCAAUCUUCAGCUUUUUGUAUUUAGUUUCUCAUAGCAAUGUAACACCUAAACAACCUGAGGAACUGUAGUUCUGGGACGAAACCCUGGAAACUGCCCCCCUUCCACUAUGAUUCCUGGAUUUCUUGAGAGCAGCAGCUUAAAAUUGGUUGAUAUUUGUAGGAUUAGAUGCAUCCUAUUUAGAUUUAACUUACCUGGAAACAAUACCAGUUGAAAUCAGUGCAACUUACAUCCAAUUAAACUUAGUUAAGAUUGUGCUGUGAGGGUGGAUACACACCUUAAACAGCUUAAUCUGGAGAAAGUCUGCUAAAAUCAGUGGACUUUCUUCUCACAUCCUGUCCAGCAUGCUAGUCUGAGGACUGUAGCAAUAAGCCCUGCCCCUCAGCUUCUGAAUUUUAAACUUUUUUUUUGCUGUUUUAAUAGCCUUCAUUAAAAUUGGUGCUCUUCUAGAUGCUGAGCACUUCAUGCAUUGUUUCAUAUGUUUAUGAAUUAACAGUUUGUUAUUGGAAUAAUUGGGGAUCCAUACAUUCAAGCAGUACUAAGAAAGAUGGUGUAUGAAAGUUAGGCUUAGACAAUUAGUUUCUGUUGUUUUCAAAUAUAACACUUCAUCCUAGACUUGCCAUGUGCCAGUCCAUAGUGGCAAAUCCCUCCACAUGCCUUGGCCCCAAUUGCCUGCCUUUGAGAAAUUGAGGAGCAGGAGAAAAAAUGGCCACCAUGGUAGUACUCUAGGAAUUUUGCCAUGUCUCAGUGGUGUUUAUGUAGAGAUCAGAGAAGAUUCCUAGAGUGUCACCUCAAUGUGUCAUCAUAUCCUCCCCCAUUCCACUCUCCCCAAUCACGGGCUUCGAAAUCUCCUGGGAUGUGCCAAGGCAGUGUUGGCAACCUUAUUUCAUCCCCAAACAACACAACCCACAUCCUGUUCCAUGGUUAGGCGUAGGAAGAGGUCUCACAAAGGUGCGCUGUUCGAACAUUCUCUACAAAUCCACAAAGAAGCUCCAGUCUUGACCCAGGUUUAAAGUAGUAGCCAAUAUUGUUCAGCUUUUCCAGAAUUUGGGGUGGGGGGAAGGCUAGAUAGACACUCAGAAAAGUAACGGGGGUUUCAAUCCCACACUUCCCUUCUGGGAUGAGCUAGCCUUUGUCUUGUACGGGCUGCUAUCUGCAGCCAAUAGUACCUGCUUCUGUCUAGUUAAGCAUGGGGAAAUGAAAGGUUUAAACAUAAUGCCAAGAAAAUAAAUCUUUGAGGAUGAAUGGGGGAGAGUCUAACACUUAUGAGCACCUUGGGCUGGGAGACUUGUAUUUCACCAAACUGAGCCCCUAUGUGUUAAAAUGGUUUAUUAUUUUAUUGUGGGGGGAGGUGUAUGGGCUUGCCCAAGAAAAUUACAACUGGACAUGCCAACUGGGAGGUGAUUGGGUGGCAGGGCAGAGAAGGAGGGGGCUUUGACCCCCAACAGGUCUCUGAAUCCAUAACCUUUUGGUGAAGUACAGUUCCUUAAACUUUCCCUCUUCCUUUCCCCAACCUUUUUUGGUACCAAAUAUGUAAGGUUUGGCCCUCAACUCAAAGAGGGCAGACUCUCAGCACAAAUCAGGCUUGUCCUAAAGGACCCAAUUAAAGCUAAAGGGUCUCGAGAAAGCCCCAGGGAUCUCUAUGUCACACCCCCUCCCCAGUUUUUGAGACUUUUGCACUAAGGAGUGUCGAUUUGGAUCAUGGCAAGGUUUAUGGUCCAAAGCCAGCUUUGACAGACUGAUUCCCUCCCCCCUCACCUACCUAGAAGGAGCAGGAAUUAGGUAACAAAUGCAACGGCCACAUCAGGUUUAUAAAUGGCACAGCUCCCCUCUAAGCUAAAGAACCAAGGCACCUUUUAGCCAUUUCAGAGUUUUAUAAAUGCACAGUUUAAAAAUGAUAAAAAGAGAGAGAUUUUAGUCCUUUUUUUAUUUUAAAAAGCACUUUUAAGAUUUUUUUAUUUAAUAUUAAAAAGGUGAACCGUUUGGCCGAAUGUACCUAAACAGGGAGCAUCGUGUGUGUUUGGAGAAAGUGUGAGGGGGCACAAGAAAGAGUCGGGGGUGGGUGGGAUGUUUUAUUUAAUAUAGAAAAAGCAAUAAAAACCACAAAAAAAAGAUUAGAAACAAAGAAGUCUUAGCACUUUGCAAUGGAACGGGUACUUUGAAAUCACUUUAUCUUAAUUUAAAAAAAUAUAUAAAAAAGAAAGCAGCAAAAUAUGUUUACACGUUGAAACCAUCUUCUACGGAAAGAAAUUUAUUGUUGUUUAUUGUUUUUAUUAAAAUUCCUAAAAUUGAAUUUAUUUUUGUAAGAGAAAAAAGUGUAUAUAUAUCUAUAUAUUGAGAGAGAGAGAGA